Sphaerodactylus townsendi is the source of this 1815-nucleotide messenger RNA. It is a transcript of the gene CEP19, whose product is annotated as centrosomal protein 19. The transcript is spliced from 3 exons. The record is from RefSeq and is a predicted model, not a curated record. Lineage: Eukaryota; Metazoa; Chordata; Lepidosauria; Squamata; Sphaerodactylidae. Gene Ontology annotation, cellular component: ciliary basal body; centriole; centrosome. The coding region runs from base 104 to 649 and encodes 181 amino acids. Gene Ontology annotation, biological process: microtubule anchoring at centrosome; trans-Golgi to periciliary membrane compartment transport.
GGCGCAGAACAGUUGCUAUGGUGAUGAGUCCAAGGAGGCAGAGGCAGUUUCCGGCGUAGACGUUUGUGAGGAAGAUGCAGGUCUUGUUAUCUCAGAUGACUACAUGAGCAUGCAUGUGAGUGAUAUUUUUUGGAUUAAAUCUAUAGCAGGCGCUGGGAUGUCUUUCAUUGCAAAGAAGUGUGGCAUUCAGUUGCAGCCUCCAUCUAUUAUUUUAAUCUAUGAAGACCAGCUCAAGAAUAAUAUACGGAAGCGCAUCAUGCCUGUUCGGAAUUUCUCCAAAUACUCAGAUUGCAGCCGGGCAGCCGAACAGCUGAAAAAUAACCCUCGACACAAGACUUAUUUGGAAGGGAUUUCAAUGGAACAGUUACAAAAGUUACAUAGUUUGCUCAAGGGCCAUUUGGGAGGUCAAAGUUUGACUGAGAGCCUAAAGCAGCUAGAGCUGGAAGAAACAAUUGACCCUGAGGAGAACCUGAACAAGCUUGAUGACAAGGAGCUUGCGAAAAGGAAAAAAAUAAUGGAUGAACUGUUUGAAAAGAACAGAAAAAAGAAGGACGAUCCUGAUUUUGUUUACAAUGUAGAAGUGGAUUUCCCACAAGAUAAGGAGCUUGACUCCUGUAGCUGGGAUGCAGAGUCAGAUGAUGAAUUUUGAACUAUAACCAGGUCCUUUGGAUUCAUGGAGUCUGCUGUCUCCAGACUGUCUACAUAUACUAUAACAACAGAACUUGUCUAAUAUUACCAUUCAGUUGCACAAUUAACAUAGAUCAAAGUGUAUGUCUUUCUGUUCACAUCACAAGGUGAGACGAACUCUUCUGAGAUUAUCUGUGAAAAAGAUAUGACCAGACUCAAAUAGCUGUUCCUUUCUAAGGUUCAGUUCUAGCUGUCAUAAUUUUGCAAGAUUGCAGAAGAAGUUGUUCGGUAAUGGUACUAGUUGCCUGGUCCCCAGUGAUGACACCAAGAAACUGCUUCCAGAACUUCUCAGAGCAGUUGAGCACAUUUUCAGAUUGGCUUUUUAUCACUAAAGUGAUCAGAGCACAAAGUGAAUAAAAGUUCAUUUGAUGCAAGAUUUUUAAAAAGGUAAACAGCAUUGGCUAGAGGCAAGCAAAAUGAACAGCUGAGUGUGUUUCACUAUUAUGCAUUUCAGUUGAAAAUAAUGCAUCUUCCUUAAUAAAACUUCUUUGUGAAGUUUUAACUUUUUAAAAACAUGGAACAGUGGAAAUAAUGUUUAGUUUUAUUUAUUGUUUCACAUGUUCCUUUUACUUUGCAAGGAAAUUAUAUAUUUUUUCAGUUGAACAAACACAUCAGCUCCAAAAUAUUACACUUCUAUUGUUCCCAACAAAAUCAUCCACCCUUUGCUGUAUGGAAAACCACCAGCAUGGUCAUGAGAAGGUUAGUGUUUAAAUAUAUUGUGCUGAGUUGAAAAUAAUUACUUCCGGUGCAUAGGAUUUUUUGUUCCUGAGAAGUAACUAUUAAGAAGUCAAAUUAUUCUUGAAUGUGCUUCUGACUUGAACAUUUUAUUUUUAUGAUUGCUAAUAUAUUUUACAAUGUUUAACAGAUUUCCAUUUAAGAAUGUCAGGUACAGCAAGAUGUGGUGACUGGUUGAUGUUAUUAAAGUGAUUCCAGUUCCUUGAACAUAAAUACAUUUAGUUUAAAGAACUUCACUGGAACAUAUCUUCCAGAAAAAUUAUUUAAGAUAGCACCACUGAACGGUACUAUUUUUAGAAAGAAUAUUUCAUAGGUUUGGAGCAAACUAUGAUAUUCAUCUGUAUUGACUGCCUAUUCAUUUCCAGUCCCAAAUAAAAGUACCAGUAUUGAUCA